AAAGAGUGUGUCAGAGAGGGAGAGGAAGAACACAUAAGCAAGCUGGUUUGACCAGAAACAGAACUGCCUGUGACAGAUUAAGAGACAAGGAAGGCUUGGAAUCGGAGAGCGAGCAGGGAGAGUGGAAAUUUACAACUGCUCUGUGAGAGUGUUCAAGUGAUCGUUUUCUGCUAACAGUUUUCCGGAGGUAACUGUUUCUUCAGAGAGAGACACAGAAAGUCAAGACAGAAUUGUGCAAAGUCUCUGCCAUGCUUUGGUAAUAGGAGGCAACCUCUAUUAAAUGGAAUAUAAAAGCUACUUCGGUUAAAGUGCUUUGAAACCAAGAGAGCUGUCUUCAGCACCUCACCAUGUGUCUGCUUUUUGUCGCUUAGACAAGCCUGGGUGUUUCUGUAACAUUUGCAUUCCAUAUUGGAAGAAGUGAUUUCUAUCUGGGGGGGAAAAUGCCUUUGUUUAGCAAAUCACAGAAAAAUCCAGCAGAAAUUGUGAAAACUUUGAAAGACAACAUGGCUAUUUUGGAAAAGCAAGACAAAAAGACAGACAAGGCCUCAGAAGAAGUGUCAAAGUCACUACAAGCAAUGAAAGAAAUUCUGUGUGGUACCAAUGACAAGGAGCCCCCAACAGAAGCAGUGGCUCAGCUGGCACAGGAACUCUACAAUAGUGGGCUGCUGGUGACCCUCAUAGCUGACCUGCAGCUGAUAGACUUUGAGGGAAAGAAAGAUGUGACCCAGAUAUUUAAUAACAUCCUGAGAAGACAGAUAGGCACUCGGAGCCCUACUGUGGAGUACAUCAGUGCUCAUCCUCAUAUCCUAUUUAUGCUCCUGAAAGGAUAUGAAGCCCCACAGAUUGCCUUACGUUGUGGGAUGAUGCUGAGAGAAUGUAUUCGACAUGAGCCACUUGCCAAAAUCAUCCUCUUCUCUAAUCAGUUCAGAGAUUUCUUUAAAUAUGUGGAGUUGUCAACAUUUGAUAUUGCUUCAGAUGCCUUUGCCACAUUUAAGGAUUUACUAACCAGACACAAAGUGUUGGUAGCCAACUUCUUAGAACAAAAUUAUGACACUAUUUUUGAAGAUUAUGAAAAAUUGCUUCAGUCUGAAAAUUAUGUGACUAAGAGACAAUCUUUAAAGCUGCUAGGUGAGCUGAUCCUGGAGCGACACAACUUUGCCAUUAUGACAAAGUACAUCAGCAAACCUGAGAACCUGAAACUGAUGAUGAACCUUCUUCGAGACAAAAGCCCCAAUAUUCAGUUUGAGGCCUUUCAUGUCUUUAAGGUGUUUGUGGCCAGUCCUCACAAAACACAGCCUAUUGUGGAGAUCCUAUUGAAAAAUCAACCCAAACUCAUUGAGUUUCUGAGCACCUUCCAGAAAGAAAGGAUGGACGACGAGCAGUUCACUGACGAGAAGAACUACUUGAUUAAGCAGAUUCGAGACUUGAAGAAAACCGCCCCUUGAAGACAGAGCCAACGCCAGUCUAGUCCUUCCUCUCAUUCACUCAGUUUGUUCAAUGAGUGUCAUUUCAGCAAGUAAUCAUUCUUGGCUAGGCUUUGGAGGUGCCUGUUUUCUCCUCAAUCCAUUGUUCAGGGUAGAUGGAACAUAAAUGUUUGAAUG
Messenger RNA from Orycteropus afer afer, 1601 nucleotides. It is a transcript of the gene CAB39L, whose product is annotated as calcium binding protein 39 like. The record is from RefSeq and is a predicted model, not a curated record. Gene Ontology annotation, biological process: intracellular signal transduction. Gene Ontology annotation, molecular function: protein serine/threonine kinase activator activity. NCBI's taxonomy places the organism in Eukaryota, Metazoa, Chordata, Mammalia, Tubulidentata, Orycteropodidae.